Exophiala mesophila is the source of this 2015-nucleotide messenger RNA. RefSeq lists its product as uncharacterized. The coding region runs from base 254 to 1792 and encodes 512 amino acids. Gene Ontology annotation, biological process: intracellular mRNA localization. Gene Ontology annotation, cellular component: ribonucleoprotein complex; endoplasmic reticulum; nuclear outer membrane-endoplasmic reticulum membrane network. Lineage: Eukaryota; Fungi; Ascomycota; Eurotiomycetes; Chaetothyriales; Herpotrichiellaceae. The record is from RefSeq and is a predicted model, not a curated record. The transcript is spliced from 2 exons. Gene Ontology annotation, molecular function: mRNA binding.
GUUCGACAUUCAGAGUCAAAGUGACAACCUCUCUUCUCGACUCCUUGUCAGUGACUCGAGACUCGAAACUCUCAUACUCUCAUCCCCUGCUUCACUUUACCUCUCUAUUCUCAGCUUAUAUCCUUCCGUCAUGCACUCAUAGCAUGGACACAUCAAUUUAAAUUCGACCACUUAAUUCAUCCAAUUACUGCCGUCAUCUGUCCCCCGGUAUCUCAGCCUUGGUUGCAUUCGUAAUUGCCCAAUCUAUUCAAUAAUGGCCGACACUGCUCCUCCCCCUUCCGCCGAUGCGGGCGGCAAGACUCGUCCUGAGAAGCCUGACGAGGCCAAAUACAAGGCCGACCUCGCCAAGGCCGAAAAGGAUCACGAAGCAAUUCAAGCUCGAUUCAACGCUGCCCGGACCAAGCUUGACAGCGCCCGUGGCGGCAAAUCCACUCCUGCCAACGAUCGUUUCAAGGCUCUCGUCGACGAACAAAAGGGAAUCCGUCAAAAGCAGUCGGAGAACAAGAACUCCAAGCGGGAGCAACAGGACAAAUUCAACAAGAACGACAGUGAGAUCAAGAAGUUGAUCAACGACCAAAAGGAGACCCGUGCCCGAUUGGGAUUCAAGAGUGCCGAUGAUCUCGAAGCCAAGGUCGCUUCCAUCGAGCGCCAGAUCGAAUCCGGAACUCUAAAAGUUGUGGAAGAGAAGAAGGCCCUGGUCGAGAUUCGUGAGAUCCGCAAGCAAAAGCCAAAAUUUGCCGAACUGGAACAACUUCAGAGACAGAUUGAUGAAAAGAAGAGUGAAAAUGCUGAGCUCAAGAAGACGUUUGACAACCCUGAGUCUCGUGCCUUGGCGCAGAAGUACGAGGAUAACCAGAAAGAGCUCGAUGCAAUCAAGGCUGCUCGUGAGGACACCAACAAGAACUAUGACACUUUGAAGGCCGAGCGGGAGAAACUCUACCAGGAGCAACAGACCGCAUGGACCAAUAUCAAGAAGGUCAAGGAUGAAUACUAUGCUGCCCGAAAGGCGUUCAAGGAAUACGAGGAUCAACUGUAUCAACAGCGCCGUGAACGUCAAAAGGCCGAGCGCGAAUCCUAUGAAAAGGAGAAGCGUCGCCGUAUCGCAGAACAAAAGUUGGAGGAGGCCGGGGAACCAGCCUAUCUGGAACAGAUCCGCACUGCCGAGGGAUUGAUCCGCUACUUUGACCCUUCUUACACCACAGAGGAGGGUGACAAAGGCCCCGGUCAAUAUGCUGCCAGUGCUCAACGAACAAUUGACGACUCUGGAUUCAAGGGCAUGAAGGUGGUCAAGAAGGUCGAUGAGGAUUUCUUCGCUGGAUCUGGUGGCAAAAAGAAGGGCAAAGGCAAGAAAGGAGGAGCAGCCGGUGCCGAAUCUGGCAAGCUCAACCUGAACAUCGGUAUCAUCGAAGAACUAGCCAAGGUUGGAGUCGACCCUCCCAGCACGCAGGCCGACAACCCGGCUGUGGUGGAAAAGCUCAAGGAGAAACUGGCCACGUGGAAGAAGGAUCAGGACUCGCAGACCCAGAAGAACAUUGAAAAGGCCAAGAAGGAAAUCGAAAAGCUUGAAAAGGAAGCCGAAGAAGCAGCAGCCGCAACCCCUGAGCCAGUUGCUUCCAAAGGUCGACGCAACCAAGCCAGGAAACCAGCCCUGAAGGAGACCGGCGUCAACGGUGGCGGACCUACCGCCGAAGCUGAGGAAGCUGCUGAAAAGGGGGCCGUAGAGGACGCGGCCAAGGAUCUCAAGGAGGCAAGUCUGGAAGACAAAGAGAACGCCGCCGUAGCGACCGCUUAAACGCGAGACUACCCUGCAUGUGAGGGAUGGGCUUAUAAUGGAGAUUUUGACACUGGAGGAAGGGAAGGAGAAGACUGCCAGUCGGAAGGUGGAUGUUUGAUUGGUGACCCUAGGGAUAUGGACGCAGAAUUGCACCCUUGCUGAGUCCAUCUGGGCAAGUGUGGGCGUGCAAGCUCCGAAUUCUAUCAUUGUUUCACAAUCCAUCAAAGUGUUUCCAAGUCUA